AUGGAUCAGUACGAGAAAGUUGAGAAGAUUGGUGAAGGAACAUACGGUGUGGUUUAUAAGGCACGAGACAAAGUGACCAAUGAGACUAUAGCUUUGAAGAAGAUACGGCUGGAGCAGGAGGAUGAAGGUGUGCCUAGCACUGCAAUUAGAGAAAUCUCUCUCUUGAAAGAAAUGCAGCACAGCAACAUUGUCAAGUUACAGGAUGUAGUGCACAGCGAGAAGCGUUUGUAUCUGGUUUUUGAGUAUCUUGACUUGGAUCUCAAAAAGCACAUGGACUCAACUCCUGAUUUCUCAAAGGAUCUACAUACGAUCAAAGCAUAUCUCUACCAGAUUCUCCGUGGAAUUGCGUAUUGCCACUCUCACAGGGUUCUCCAUCGUGAUCUAAAGCCACAGAAUUUGCUGAUUGAUCGCCGCUCGAACUCACUAAAGCUUGCAGAUUUUGGUCUGGCCAGAGCAUUCGGUAUCCCUGUCAGGACAUUUACUCAUGAGGUGGUUACUCUCUGGUACAGAGCACCAGAGAUACUACUAGGAUCUCAUCAUUACUCUACACCAGUUGAUAUUUGGUCCGUCGGAUGCAUAUUUGCUGAGAUGAUCAGCCAAAAGCCCUUGUUUCCUGGAGACUCCGAGAUCGAUCAACUCUUCAAGAUUUUCAGAAUCAUGGGAACUCCAUACGAGGAUACAUGGCCCGGUGUAACUUCGCUGCCAGAUUACAAAUCUGCUUUCCCUAAAUGGAAACCAACGGACUUAGAAUCUUUUGUCCCGAAUCUGGAUCCCGAUGGUGUAGAUCUCCUUUCAAAAAUGCUGUUGAUGGAUCCAACCAAAAGAAUCAACGCAAGAGCAGCCUUGGAGCAUGAUUACUUCAAGGAUCUUGGCGUCAUGCCUUAG
Molecule: messenger RNA, 885 nt
Organism: Microthlaspi erraticum
Lineage: Eukaryota; Viridiplantae; Streptophyta; Magnoliopsida; Brassicales; Brassicaceae
Source: the annotation of a GenBank genome assembly